AUGGCUCUUAAAGUUAAUCAUGGUUAUUAUACAAAUAUACCAUCAAUUAUUUCAACUAAUCCAAAUUAUUUUUUAUAUCAUAGAAGUGAUUUAUUAAUACCUCAUUCAUCUAAAUCCUUGUCUAUUGAUAUGUCCUCAAGAAAACAGUCUUGGACUAGUUUUAUCAAUGGCUCGUCUACACAAAUUGUUAAAGAUGAAACAAUAGAUUGGGAUGUAAAUGAAAUUUCAUCUCCACAAACAAAUGAUAUUGAUUAUACAAUUGUUGAUUCAAAAAUUGAUCCAUUUCAUCUUAAAAAUUAUCAAUCAGUUCGAACAACAUCUAUUGAAAAAUCAACCAUUGAUAAUAAUAACCAAAAAAAGAAAACAGUGACUGUGAAACAUAUGUUGACUAUGUCAGCUUCAGGAAAUACACAAAAAGAUUUUAAUCGUGGGUCAACUUCAUUACCUAAUGCAACGUCAUCAACAAUAAAACAACAACCAUUUAGUCCACCACCAUAUCAUCCACUUUCAAAUGGUUUUUUUACUCAACAUCAUCAACGAUCAACACCCUCCCCUGAUCAUGAACAAACAUCACAAUUAUCAAAUAAUCUAGUUGAAACCUCGUCAACAUCUAAUGUAGUUCCACCAUCGACAGCGGGUGGAGCUCCAAUAUCUUCGGAAGAUAAACGUCGUUGUGCUGUUUGUAAUGAUAUUGCUUCUGGCUAUCAUUAUGGUGUAUGGAGUUGUGAAGGAUGUAAAGCGUUUUUUAAACGAAGUAUUCAAGGCACAAAUGAGUAUAUUUGUCCGGCAACAAAUACAUGUACAAUAGAUAAACAUCGUCGAAAAAGUUGUCAAGCGUGCCGUUUAAGACGAUGUUAUGAAGUUGGUAUGACUAAAGGUACAACACGACGAGAAAGAAAAUAUCGUAAAAAAGCUGUAUCAGUUUGUAAAAUUACAUCAACAUCAUCAAAUUCAAAUACUACUAAUAAUUCAAUUAGAAGUAAUCAAGAACAUGGACUUUUAGUAACAACUACUGAAACACCACCAACAACGGCUGGAACACCAUCAGCAUCUCAAAUCAAUAAUAAUAAUAAUAAUUUUUCAUCAUCACAAGUACAAACAAAUAAAGCGACUUCUGAAUCAUUACGUAUUCCAAUAGCUCCAGCUGAUUUUAUUGCUACACUUUCUCAAGCAUCUCGUCUUAAUUUACCAUCAAAAGCUGAUACUAGUCGUCCAUUAGAUGAUCAAUAUUUUCUUCAAUUACUUGCAAAAAUUUUCGAUCAAGAACUUGUCGUUCUUAUUAAUUGGGCUAAAGCUAUGCCAGGUUAUACUGAAAGUUUAACUCUUGAUCAACAAGUUACAAUCAUUGAACAGAGUUGGUUAGAUACUUUACUUCUCGAUAUAAUCGAACGAUCAUUAGAACGAAAUGAUGAUACACUUCAUUUUGCACCUGAUUUUAUUAUUUCACGAAAUCGUACAUUAUCAAGUCCAGGCGUAGGUGGAAUAUGUACAAGUUUAUUUAAUAUUCUUCAAACGUUUAAAGAACCUCGUACAACACAUGAAGAAUUUAUUGCACUUAAAGCUGCAAUACUUAUUAAUUCAAUACCAGCAACAAUAACAACAACAAAAUCAUUUCGUUUAUUAACAAAUCAAAUCUAUCAAUCAAUACAAUAUGCAUGUGAUUCAAAUCCAAGUGUUUAUCAAGAUAAUUCUAUUCGUCAUUUUACGUUAUUAUUACAAUUACCACAUAUUAAAAUGUUAAGUUCUAAAUUAAUAAGACUAUUUUUAGAUAUGCGUGCAAAUGAUUUAUUACCCCAAGCUGAUCUUUUAUUAGAAAUGCUUGAUGCACAAGAUGCAUUUGAUAUAAAUAAUUGUUUUUUAUCAUUAAAUCAUGAUGUUCAUAAUUUACCAUCACAGAUAUCAAAUUUUAACCAAAAUUUAACAUCAAAUAAUAAUAAUAAUAAUAAUAAUAAUAAUAAUAAUACAACACCAGUAAGGCAAUCAACACCAAUGAAUAAUUCUAAAGUUCAAUCUGAUUGUUCAAAUCCAAUUAAUUAUAAUAAAAAACAAGAAGAUGAUAAUGAAACAGCAAAUUUAGAUGAUCCAAACGUCAUUUUGAAUUUAAUUGAUAUUCCACAACUUAUUGAUCAUGGUUGGACACCAGUGGUUCAGACAUUUAAUACAAUACUUACCGAAAGUCUCAUAUCAACACUUGAUAUUGUUGAUGCAAAUAUUACUAAUUCAACCGAUCUUGCUAUUCGAACACCAGUCUCUUCGACUUAUCAAAACGCAACUCUUAUUCAUAUCAAUAUAAAUUCACAAUCUACAAAGAUUUCAAGAUCUAAUUUAUCCAAUACAUUUACUCUUCUAGCAACAUAUCGUUCUGUGAGAGAUUCGUCGGGAACAUUAUUUUCUUUAUUAGACAAAAAUAGAUCAUCUCUAUUUGAAAUGAAAAUUAAUACAAAUAUUACUGUAACUUAUCGUUAUAAAGAAAAACUAGAACAACUUACUUUUUAUCACAAAAGACUUGUAGCUAAUGAUGGAUUAUGGCAUCAAAUUGUUCUUCUAUUCGGAUUUGAAUCAGUUACACUUCAAUUUGAUGAUCAGUUAGAUAAUAAAAUUAAAUUACCAUGGACUACUACUCGAAUAUCAGAAAUAUUUACUAUAACAGAUGUUGUUUUUCUGGGUGCAAAUGAUCAUGAAAAAUAUCGAAAUGAUUCAUUCUUUAAGGGUGAUAUUAAAGAAAUUCUUGUCAUUGAAUGGGAUCCAUCUACCGAUGAAAACAAUAUUGUACUUAAAACUAUGAGAAGUUAUCGUCAAAAUCAAAUACUUCAUCAAACAGAACAACGUUUGAUAAAUCCCUCAUUGUCAAGACAAACAGAACAAUUUGAAAUAGGACCAGCGGGUCUACCUGGAGGACCAGGACGACCUGGUCUUAAUGGACCGAUAGGUGCACCAGGAGCUCCAGGCCAUAUAAUUGUUAUUCCAUCACCCAUUCAUGAUAAGCAUGAUCCAGAAUCGUUUAUUCAUGCAAUGCAAGGAAUAAUAAAUAGUUAUGCACACAUUCUAACAGGUCAACCAGGUUCUCCAGGACAACCAGGUCUACCUGGUAUUAUGGGACAACAAGGUUUAAGAGGCUUUAAAGGAGAUAGAGGCGAACCUGGACCAGUAGGACCCCAAGGUGCAACUGGUCCAAUUGGACCUCGUGGACCACCAGGACCACAGGGUCCACGUGGCCAAACUGGAAGCCGUGGUAAUCAAGGUGUUCGUGGUCAAAAAGGUGCACAGGGACCACGUGGUUUUCCGGGUAUUCAAGGUGAAAAGGGUAAUAAGGGUGAAAUAGGUCCAGUUGGUGAUCAGGGACAGACAGGUCCCGUAGGCAUUAAGGGCAAUAAAGGUGCAAUUGGACCACAGGGACCUCAAGGACUAACGGGUCCACAAGGCAUGACUGGUCCAAAAGGAGAUACUGGACCAAUUGGUUUAACUGGUGAACAAGGAAUACAAGGUCCUAAAGGUCCCAAAGGAGAUAAAGGAGACAAAGGCGAAAAAGGUGUUAUUGGCUUGACUGGUCCAAUUGGUCCAAUUGGACUUACUGGUCCACGAGGUCUACCAGGAGAAGUUGGACCGAAAGGGUGCCAAGGUAUUCAAGGACCACAAGGACCUAUUGGACCCCAAGGACCCCAAGGUAUAGUUGGCCAGAAAGGUGAAGUUGGUGAAACAGGACCUAAAGGAAACCAAGGUAUGAUCGGUCCAACGGGACCAAAAGGUAUUACUGGUGAACGUGGAUUGACGGGUGAAAGAGGUGAAAAAGGUCAGAAAGGUAAACAAGGAUUAAAAGGUACAAUCGGUUUAACUGGUGAUAAAGGAGACAAAGGUGAUGUUGGACCACAAGGACCACAAGGCCCAAAAGGUGAUGCUGGUCCAAUAGGUUUGACUGGUAUUCCAGGUUUAAAAGGAGAAAAGGGAGAAGUUGGUCAAAAAGGUGAUACUGGUAUUCCAGGAAUACAAGGAAUACAGGGUCUAACUGGUAUGACUGGCCCUGUUGGAUUAACAGGCCCAAAAGGUAACAAAGGUUAUCAAGGUCAAAAAGGUGAGACAGGACUUCGUGGAGAGACUGGACAACAAGGUGUUCAAGGAAUUACAGGUCCAGAAGGUAUUCAAGGUGAAACAGGUCCGAUAGGACUUAAAGGCGAUCAAGGUGAAAAAGGAGACAAAGGAAUUAUCGGACCACAAGGUCUUGAGGUAAGCUUCACUUUAAGCAAUUGUAAUAUUAACAAUAGUUGCUUCGAAAAGGGAAAACAAGGUCCAAUGGGAUGGACCGGUGAUAAAGGCGAUCAAGGUAUAAUUGGUCCUGUUGGUGAAAAAGGCGAUCUAGGUGAAAAAGGCAAUGCAGGUGAACGAGGACUUCAAGGACAAAAAGGAGAAGCAGGUCCAAGAGGACCAAAAGGAAAUACAGGACCUGCAGGCCCACCAGGACCUAGUGGAGAAAGAGGUCCCAAGGGUGAACGAGGACCACGUGGAGACCCAGGAGAUUCUGGUGACAGAGGACCACAAGGACCUUCAGGAACAAAUGGUCAACCUGGAAAUGCUGGACCACCCGGGCCACCGGGGGUCGUUGGUGUAACAGGACCAAAAGGAACGGAGGGUCCACGAGGAGCCAAAGGCGAAAAAGGCUCACUAGGUCCACCGGGUCCACCGGGUCCACCUGGUGAUAGUCUAUUAUCAAGUGAACUUGCUUCAGGUGAUCAUCAUUCUGAAAAAUUUCAGUGGCCUUUGCAUAGAUUACGUCGUUCAAUAAUACCAAUUGAAGAAAAUAUUCAAUUAAAUUCUGUAGCAUUGCACUUAAUUCAAAUAUUGGACAAUAUGGCAAAUCAAUUGAAUAAAAUUGAAUCGCCAAUGGGUCUUCGACGUGAUAAUCCAUUUCAAUCAUGUCUCGAUCUUCAUGAUCAAUCAAUGAUAGGAAAAUAUUGGAUUGAUCCAAAUCAUGGAAGUACAUCGGAUGCUAUUGAAGUUAAUUGUAUUAUUGAAAGUGGUAGAAGAAAAACUUGUUUACAACCAAAUGACGAUCAUGAAAAACAAAUUAAUUAUGGACCAAUAUCUCAAAUACGUUUUCUACGAAUUCUUUAUAAUCAAAUCGAACAAAAUUUAACUUAUGAAUGUAAUAAUGAACGUCAAACAAAUAUUACGCUUAUAUCUCUUGAUGAUAUUCAUUAUAAUAUAAAUCAAUUAUCAAAUGUAAUUAUACAUGAUGAAUGUCAGGUAAAUUUGAUUUUAAAAUAA
Messenger RNA from Rotaria sp. Silwood2, 5259 nucleotides. NCBI's taxonomy places the organism in Eukaryota, Metazoa, Rotifera, Eurotatoria, Philodinida, Philodinidae. The record is from the annotation of a GenBank genome assembly.